This is a messenger RNA of Opisthorchis viverrini, 495 nucleotides long. RefSeq lists its product as hypothetical. NCBI's taxonomy places the organism in Eukaryota, Metazoa, Platyhelminthes, Trematoda, Opisthorchiida, Opisthorchiidae. Bases 1 to 495 code for a protein of 164 amino acids. The record is from RefSeq and is a predicted model, not a curated record. The transcript is spliced from 4 exons.
AUGUUUCCAUUCGCAAUCUAUUCAGUCUGUCUGGGUUCGAGUGAACCGAGCGGACUUGGUACUUUGUUCUUAAUUUUGAUUCGCUUGCUUAGGAGAACUAACACUGGCGGUGAUGCAGACGAAAACGAGGAACGUCUGCACAGAUCCAGUCAACUGUUACCGUCACUACGUUGCUUUUUUCCAAGAGACAACCUGGAGGUACCACUUAAUUUCCUACAGAACCACGGUCUACCUACCGAUACUGUCUGCCCAAGUCCAAUUCAAUAUAUUGUUCACUGCCCGAUUGCGACCAGUGAACAAACGCAGCGGUUCACCGGUGUCCAAUGGUUAGAUCCCAAAAACUUUGUCACAACCUACUACACCAAUUUCGCUGCCUUCAAAGACAACGAGUGCAAUGAUAUGGACAUGUGUUGCGGGCGAAUGAUGUCCAAGCCUUCAAGCAAACGUUUACACAACGUUGCCAUGGUUGGCACCGUCACUCCAGGGGAUAAAUAA